GUGAGGACGUUAACGAACAGUGUUUAAACAGCAUAAACCCGCAAACAAUUACCCAGAACAGACUCUAAUCCUUUCAAUCUGUGUCUUUGUGUCUCUCUCCCAAACCCAAAAGGACUUAACGUGAAAGUGACUCGAGUGCGAAAUGAUAUUUUAAGAAACAAAAGCGAAUCAAGCCAAAGGCAAAGCCAAAGCCAAAGUGCAAACAAAACGAAACGAAAAGUGUUCAGCAACAUACAUUGCCAACCCCACAACAACAGGAAUUGGGCCCAAGGAGCCGCCAGACUGCACUCCAAUGCAGUCCCCACUGUAGCCCAGAGCGAGGAAUUUCCUUUCUUCACCCAACUGAAGCAAUUAACUGAAAAUGUAGCAGUGGCAAGAACAUGGCCCAACUGGAACAGCAAAUGCCAUGCGAUGCAACUAGCAUAAAUAAACUGAAAGGAUUCCGUGAUUAGGACGUGUUGUACCCUAACGCUCUAAAUGCAGACGAUAUGGGCACAACAUGGCCUCAGCACAGAUACGACAUUUCUAUAACACACCAACAACAAUUUCUUCAACAACAACAACAACAACAACGACACGACAACUCUUACAACAAACACUGCAGCAGCGACAACAGCAACAGCAGCAACAACAGCAGCAGCAGCAGCAGCAGCAGCACACAAACAACUGCAACAGCAAACGGAAGCAAUUUCAAAGCGAAUCCUUUUUAUGCCACACACAAACACAAAGAGAACCGGAGGCAGCAUCGGCAACGGCAACAGAAACAGCAACAUUAUGCCAGCCAACACUCGGGGCAACAUCAGCAGGGAGAGGAGCAGAGGAGGCCGGGGGAGCUGCAACAGAUGAUGCACGAACGUGGAAAAGUCAUAAAGGUGCAACAGCCUGGCAAUGGACCACACCUGAGAUCGCUGCCAGCCACAAUCACGGAAUGCUGUCCACAGCUGGAAGCUGCCAAGGACAGCCAUAUCCUCUGGCAGGCUGCACUGCCACUGCCACUGCACCUGCUGCUGCUGCCGCUCCUGCUGCCAUGCCAUGCCUGGCUCUGGCUGCUGUGGCCGCCUCUACAGGGACCUCUAAGCAGACUGGCCUCAGCAGCAACACGACAAGCCCUCGCCUAUCACGCUUAUCUUCCAAUGCCAGCCAAGACUCUACGAAACCACAACGAAAGCCCCCACAAGAUGGGCCCGGGAACAGCAGCACUGGCACGGCGGACACUCACGCUCCUCCGUCCGCCAGUCCAGUCAGCAUCUUCAUGGAUGUGCAGAAGUUUGCACGCUCUAUAUUUCCGCUUGUUAUCAUCUUCAAUCUGCUGCCCUUGUUCUAUGCAGGGGCAGGCAUUGCUCACUUAGAGCCAUCGUCUGGCGGUGAUGGCGAGCCUUGGAUGCAGCCCGUGGUGGCAUAUUUGGAGGUGUCGUCGCGACCCACGAAAUCGCCAAAGUGUGAUCAGACAUUUGUGUCGCGGAUUGGUGGGCCACAGAAUGGCACCUUCUCGGCCCCGCUGCUGCACAAUCACCGCAAUCAUUCGCGCCAAUGCCUCUACACUUUCCUAGCAGGACCUGGCCAGCGUGUCGAAGUAGUUUUUAAAUCGUUUAGUUUAAGAGGAAGUCCACCAGACGGUUCGGCCGUCGGUGAAUUACCAAGCUGUGUUCAUGAGUACAUGGAUAUUUACUCGGAGGUGCAGUCGUCAGAGCCUGCGGAGCUUAUCAAUUCACCAUUCGGUGGUCGGUAUUGUGGCUCCAUACCGCCGCGUCGUCGCAUUUCCAUGUACCGAGCCGUCGUCAUUUCAUUUUUUAGCAACAAGAACGUGUCCACCGACCUGUUCGAGGGCACGUUUAGGUUUAUAAAUGCAUCGGAAUAUGAAAUUGGCAUACCCAUUGCGGGAUCGCCAUGUUCCUACACGAUAACGCCGAGCAUGAGUGUGAAUAAGACCGGUACGCUCAUAUCGCCAACCUAUCCAGGUGCCUAUCCGAAGGAUAUGUCGUGCACAUAUCAGUUUCUUGGUGAAUCGAAUCAGAGAGUUAGAUUAGAGUUUCGUGAUUUUGAUCUAUUUUUUGGUGGACCACACUGCCCAUUUGACUAUGUGAAAGUGUACGAUGGCCCAGAUAAUUCGUCAGCAUUAAUCGGUACAUAUUGCGGACAGCAAAGAAACUUAGUUUUGUAUUCGAGCGAGUCGAGCCUUUUUGUUCAUUUUUAUACGUUACCGCGCACCGCAAAUACCCAGAAUCGUGGCUUUAAAGGAUUUUAUGAAUUUAGCGAGGGUUUUGUUAAAUUAGAUUUUAUACGUGAAAAUGAUGGCAUUCACAUACGUGGCUCAGAAUGUGAUCAAAAGAUUUUAUCGAAAAAGGAGUCGACCGGCUUUGUGCUCUCCCCCAACUAUCCCUAUCCCUAUAUACCAAAAACUGUGUGUAGAUAUUUCAUCUAUGGCAUGCAGGAUGCACAGCAUCUGGAGCGUGUGCGCCUCGAGUUUACCAGCACUUUCAACAUACCACAAGUUAGCCACAAAGACAAGAGCGAAUCCAACUGCACUGAUGGCUAUCUGAAGAUCUAUCUGAAGGGACAGGAGACUGCCGAUGCCUACGACAAAUUCGACUAUGAACUCUGUGGCAAUGAGACGCAGCGCGUGAUCAGCGAGGGACCGCGCUUGGCCAUGGUCUUCAGCUCCGGUGAGCUGCAGGGUCGUGGCUUCAAGGGCAAGUACACCUUCGAGACGGAGUACAAGAUACCCGGCACCGCGGCCCCGGAUGGCACCUGCAGCUUCACGUACGUGAGCAGCUCGAAGAAGCGCGGAGAGCUGAACAGUCCACGGUAUCCCUCCAACUAUCCCUCGGACACGAACUGCUCGUAUCUGUUCCUGGCCGAGGCCAAUGAGCAGGUGACCAUUGUAUUCGAUCACUUCAAGAUCAAGGCAGACAACAAUGCGAAUGCCACGGCUGGAGCGUAUGGUUCGGGCGCCUGCUUUGAGGAUUGGCUGGAGAUGUAUGUCGUCUAUCGGGACAACAACGAUCGCCUGCUGGGCCGCUACUGUGGCCUGACAGCACCCGGACCCGUCGAGAGCCCCCGCGGCGCUGUGGGGCUGCGCAUUACGCUGCACACGGACCAGGAGAGCGUGGCCAGCGGCUUCAAGGCGCGCUACUUCUUCGAGUCGGCCAAAUCGGAUGCCGGCGACUGCGGCGGCAACUUCAGCAACGAGGACUCUGGCAUCAUCACAUCCCCCAACUGGCCAGCGGGCUACAAGGCUCCUGGCCGUGGCCUGGCCUCCAAUGCCUGCAAUUGGGUGAUGACCGCUCGACCAGGCUACAAGUUAUCCAUUCACUUUGAGCAGUUCGGUCUCGAAGGAGAUCCAGCAAAUCGCGGCUGUCCUGCGGCUGUGCUGAGACUGUGGAUGAAUGUGGACUCUGAUCAACCGCCGAUGGAGUUGUGCGGCGAGAAGCCGCCCAUCGAGUACUGGCACUACACCUCCACGGGCCAGACGGCGCGCAUCAGCUUCACCACCAGCGACAAGACCGUAGGUGCACAGGGCUUUCGCAUUGUGUGGACUGAGAUACAGGACUCGGGUCCGGGUCCGCCAUCUGUGGGCCUGCACUGCGAGUCCACGUACCACUUCCAGUGCGGCGCCGGCUACUGCAUCUCGGACAAGCUGCGGUGCGACGGUGUCAAGAACUGCGGUCCCGGCGACGAUAGUGACGAAUUGCACUGUACCACGGAAGCGGCCGAGGCGGAUCACGACGUUCUAAUUAUAAUAACACUAAUCGUCGUCUUGUCCCUAAUCUGUCUCCUAUGCACACUCUGUCACUCCAGAAGAAACCGUAGGAACCAUGUGCGCCAAUUGGGACUACAUCGGAAUGCGCACUACGACUCACAGACCAGUGCAACGGCGGGUCUCAGCUCCAGUCGGAGGCAUUUGCAGAGUGGCGGGGCUAGCAUAGCGGGAAGUUUGCAUGGCAUCAAUAGCGGUAAUCUGAUCAUACCACCAGCGCCAUUGCCGCCGACGAGUGUGCCACCGCCGCCACACAUAUGCAUUGCCGGUGUGGACAUGGGACACGGCCUGAUGUCCAACGGGGAGGAUGACGACGAUGAUGAUAUGGACUUGGACGAGGACGAUCUGGUUGCGGACAUAUUCAUCAACGAUGUGCAUUUCGAUGAGGACAACAUUGAUCAUGUCAACCAAAUGGCGAACGUUUAACGAUGGUUUAGAGCAUUUUUAGGCAUUUUUAUCGUGACUUUCAGUUUCGGUUUUAAGACGCAUUUAGACUAAGGCUAACUAGGUAAAUGGCGAACAGAAGAGCAACUUUGCAGAGCAAGUGAAGUAGUUUUACAUACAUGUAGUGCAUACACUGGUACACAGAUACACAGAGAAACAUACGUACACACGGACACGUGGACAAGAUAAACGAUAACUGGACAGAACAGAGAACAGAAAACAUAAACAUAAACGGAAACAGAAACAGUAAUUCAAAAGUUAACAAUACCUAAAAGACAAGAAAUUAUGCAAAAAUGCGAAUUGAUUAAGACAUAAAUUUAAUGAACAAGCCAAGCGCGAAGGAGUAGUAGGAAUUAGAGGAUGAUGAAGAGAAACAAACGAUGGACGCUAUAUAAGUACAGUAGGGCGAACAUGUUGUAGUUGCGAUUAACACGAGAUUAGCCAGGCGCGUUUCAAUAGCAGAAAGUAAAACGAAGGAUGCGAAGGCAGGAAGUAACAAACAAAUAAUAGCUACAUUUAAAUAUACUAUAUUAUACAUACACAUAGCGAAAUACGUAUGGCAGGAGAAUGUGAAAGAGCGGAGGAGACGGACAGCAGGAGUGUAAAAAGCGAGAAGCAGAGGAAGUGCCGGAAGUACGAUCAUUUUCAUAGCCACAAGAGACCGCAGACAAGGGGAAACCAAAACAAAAACCAAAAAAUAAAUAAAAAUAAAGUUGUUGAUUUUUAUAUUUGAUACGAGUAAUAUUUAGGUAAAGCAUAAAUUGAAUUAAUUAUACAACAAAUGCGAGACGAUGGAGCGUAGGCGCAAAAUAAAUGAAUACACAUUCUCGCGAACCGAUAGAUAAACCAAUACAGAAUAGAGGCAGCAGCAAAACACACACUAAAGGGCAUAAAACAAUAAUAAUUAACUACCUAAACAUAUGCGCAUGACAUGACUCCUUAUUUACACAUUUUGUACGUACAACAAAGCUUCGACACUUGAAGGCUACACACAAAUCAAACAAACAUACAAAACAAUGAGACAAAGAAACAAAAACCGCAGUGGCGAGAGGCGAGCGAAAAAUGCAUAAAUAAAAAAAGAAUUAGUGACUAUCAAAACUGUAUCUUCCAGCAAAGAAUAAAAGCGCAGAGUUAAAUAAAGCUAGAUCGAGGAGUUUAUAAGCGAAGCAAAUUAAAUAAAAACAUUAAUUAGCGGCCCCAAAAAAAUGGUAAA
Drosophila subobscura is the source of this 5414-nucleotide messenger RNA. RefSeq names its product cubilin. The coding region runs from base 500 to 4183 and encodes 1227 amino acids. Gene Ontology annotation, cellular component: plasma membrane. Gene Ontology annotation, molecular function: protein binding. Lineage: Eukaryota; Metazoa; Arthropoda; Insecta; Diptera; Drosophilidae. The transcript is spliced from 18 exons. The record is from RefSeq and is a predicted model, not a curated record.